This is a messenger RNA of Chenopodium quinoa (quinoa), 1769 nucleotides long. RefSeq names its product DNA-directed RNA polymerase I subunit rpa49-like. The record is from RefSeq and is a predicted model, not a curated record. Gene Ontology annotation, molecular function: DNA binding. Lineage: Eukaryota; Viridiplantae; Streptophyta; Magnoliopsida; Caryophyllales; Amaranthaceae. Gene Ontology annotation, cellular component: RNA polymerase I complex. Gene Ontology annotation, biological process: transcription elongation by RNA polymerase I; RNA polymerase I preinitiation complex assembly; nucleolar large rRNA transcription by RNA polymerase I. The coding region runs from base 177 to 1421 and encodes 414 amino acids. The transcript is spliced from 4 exons.
UAUGAGCCCACAACCAAAAACACCACCAAAUAGCCCAAUAUUACUUCCUUUCUUCUUCUCUCUCCAAUUCUCAAUUGUAGGGUUUAUCACAGAAAAACCCCAAUUCAAUCUCCAAAACCCUGUCGUUUGAUUUCUCUCUGUUUCAACCCCACUAUCUCUCUUUGCCAAAAUCUAACAUGGAAGCAUUAACACCCCCUAAAUCACACAAUUCCAAGAAAAAAAAGAGGAAAGCAAUCGAAUUUGAUACCCAAGUUCAAAUGUUGAAGGAACAACAAGAGAAAAAUGCACCAAUGUUAGGGUAUUACCCUUCUGGGUUCGACCCAUUAAACCUUAAAAACCCAGAAUCAAGCAAACUAGGGUUUUUCAGGGAUCAAAAACGGCUUAGAAGAGUUGAACUUGUUGUGAAACCAAAUGGGUCUAAAGUUGAUUAUGUUGGUAAUAGUCAUUUUGGUGAAGCUGCUGUUGGUAGGAUGAAUAGUUAUGCUCUUGCGGUUGUUGAUAAACGUUCUCAGUCUUUCAGAUUGGCCCCCAUUAAUGCUAAUAGGGUAUUCAGGCUACAACCAUUAGCUAGGGCAUCACGUGCAUCUGAAACGGAACCAGAAACUCCAGCCAAGAUUGAAGAUGCUGAAGAUAGAAGACUCAAAAGGCAUAAACUUACAGACCGUUAUGGUACCAAGGGUGCAAUAAAGAAGGACAAGGAAGCUAUGCGGUUAAGUCAAAAGGAAGAUCCUGAUGUCAUGCCUGAGAUAAACCAAAUUUUAGAGGCAACUCCUAUAGACAAGACAGCAAUUGAAAGUUCCAGUUUGAACACUGACAACAAUCUUCCCCCACACGAUCUCUCUGCUACAACACCAGAGAAGGCUUAUCUGCUUGAUAAAAUUAUUCUCAAGGGAGAAUGGGAUUAUGUGAGAGACAUUUUGGAGCGGUUGCAAUCUGGGCAGGAGAUAAAACCAGAUGUUUACCCAAGUUUUGUGUGCAAUCGAUGUUACAAAGUGGAAUUAAACAAGGAUGAAGCAGAGAAGAGUAGGCUUGCUGGCAUCCUGUCAUACAUUUCUCAUCUCAUAAACAUCAAGAAUCGGUAUUCUGCUGGUGGUGGUGGAAAAUCUUCAAAGCAUCACGUUUAUCUCCCAAGUAUUUUGUCACAGAAGUUUGACAAAAUGUUUAUUAAUAAAGAGAAAAACAGGCUCUCAGAUGACAAAAUAGGCUCCCUCAUCAGCUAUGUGCUGGUUCUCACCUUAUUUGUUGAUGAGUUUCAGACUGAUUUUACAGAUAUUGCCAAGGAUCUGAAGAUGUCUGCUUUAAGUCUAAGACCUUAUUUCGAGAAUUUGGGCUGUAAGUUUGCCAGAAGAAAUAAGGUGACUGUUGCUACCCUUCCUACUCCUCUUAAGUUCCCAACACUGAGGAAGAGGAGAAGAGGGUAAUGUAAUAAUGGCCCCUGCUAUUCUUUCACUUUCCAAACAAACCUUAAUUCCUUCCAGAGGUUUGUUAUUGGACAGCGCCUUUUACAACAUGUGAUAAUCAAAAUGGGGAUAGAUUGAGCCAUCAACUACAUUUAUUUUUUGUUUUGUAAUCUCAGUUGGCAUAUCAACUCUAUAAGGUAAAAGUUGUUUCAGUGAUUGAAAAUUGAAAGAUUACUGUGCUAGUUAUGAUGGCUUCAUGGUUUAUAUUGUUGAGCUAAUUGCAUAGAUGUACUUAUCAAAUGAUUAAUUGUGCUUUUUUAAAAACUGAUUUGAAAUUGGAUAAACAUGCUUUUACUCUCUGUUUUUGGA